AUGGCAGCUCCCACCCUGCUGCUCCUGGCACUGCUGUUGCCCGCAGGGGCCUGGCCUGGGCUGCCCAGGAGGCCCUGUGUGCACUGCUGCCGCCCGGCCUGGCCCCCCGGACCCUAUGCCCGGGUGAGUGACGGGGACCCGUGGAGGAGCCUGCCUCGAGUGCGGCCCACCAUAGACAUUGAAAUCCUCAAAGGUGAGAAGGGCGAGGCCGGCGUCCGAGGUCGUGCCGGCAGGAGCGGGAAGGAGGGACCGCCGGGCGCCCGGGGCCUGCAGGGCCGGAAAGGCCAGAAGGGGCAGGUGGGGCCGCCGGGAGCCCCGUGCCAGCGCGCCUACGCGGCCUUCUCCGUGGGCCGGCGCGAGGGCCUGCACAGCUCCGACGACUUCCAGGCGGUGCCCUUCGACACGGAGCUGGUGAACCUGGACGGCGCCUUCGACCUGGCCGCGGGUCGCUUCCUCUGCACGGUGCCCGGCGUCUACUUCCUCAGCCUCAACGUGCACACCUGGAACUACAAGGAGACCUACCUGCACAUCAUGCUGAACCGGCGGCCCGCGGCCGUGCUCUACGCGCAGCCCAGCGAGCGCAGCGUCAUGCAGGCCCAGAGCCUGAUGCUGCCUCUGGCCGCGGGCGACGCCGUCUGGGUGCGCAUGUUCCAGCGCGAGCAGGACAACGCCGUCUACGGCGAGCGCGGAGACCUCUACAUCACCUUCAGUGGCCACCUGGUCAAGCCGGCCGCCGAGCUGUAGCCGGGUGAGGGGCCCGCAGCUGAGCCCCGCAGCCUGAGUGCUGGGGGGGUGGGGGGGCAGCAGAGCUUCAGCGCCGACUGUGUGCAGGGAUUGGUUGAGCGCCCACUGUGUGCAGGGAUUGGUUGAGCGCCUACUGUGUGCAGGGAUUGAUUGAGCGCCGACUGUGUGCAGUGAUUGGUUGAGCGCCGACU
This is a messenger RNA of Chlorocebus sabaeus (green monkey), 935 nucleotides long. RefSeq names its product C1q and TNF related 8 (gene C1QTNF8). Lineage: Eukaryota; Metazoa; Chordata; Mammalia; Primates; Cercopithecidae. The record is from RefSeq and is a predicted model, not a curated record. Gene Ontology annotation, molecular function: protein binding.